GCUUGCUUGUCGACCACCAUCAUCAAUGUCGCUUAGACGGUCAAGGAAACUUCGACGCUCAUCAUCGACUGAUGCCUGGAACAACCCAUUCGCGCCGUUGACAAUCAAAACUCCCCGCAGUCGAGGUCGCCAAAGCUCAAAUUCCUCGAGUUCAAGAUCAGCCGCACCUUUCGAGUACAUACUCGAGGUCGACCAUGCUGGGCGAGCACAUGACGUCGACGAAGGCUUUGGUGGUGAACAGGAUCCUGAACUGCACGAUCAACGGACGUUCAGUUUGACGAGGUCAAAUAAAGUUCCACUCACUUACGCAUCUUUGCCCCCUACGCCAAUUCUGCCUUCUCCUGUACCCUCCAGGCCUCCUAGUCCGAUACUGAGACCUGAGCCUGACUCCCCUACUUCGCCUGUGCAUCUCUCUGGAGGUCAUCAGAAUGACCUACCACCCUUUUCUCUGUGGGACUACUUGCGAGAAGAGCUGUUAGCCACAGAUUUUGAUUCUCACCAGGAACUGAAAUGGGAACGCGUCUCGAAUUUCUUGAGUAUACCGUUGGCCGUGGAGAAGAUCAUAGGAUUUGGUUUCAUAUUGUGUUUUGAUUCGUUCCUCUAUACAUUCACCGUAUUGCCCAUCCGGUUUGCCUUGGGAUCCUUUCGACUCUUUCUCAAUAUGUUCUCACAUUCUGCACCUUCUCUGCCCCCGUCGCAGAAAGCAGACAUUUUACGAACACUGCUCCUCGUUACAUCCAUCGCUAUUCUAUACCCUCUGACUGACGCGAGCAAAAUAUAUCACUUUAUCCGCGGACAGGAUACGAUCAAACUGUAUGUCAUCUUCAACGCCCUCGAAAUUGCAGACCGUCUGUGUGCUUCGAUAGGACAAGACAUAUUAGAUUGUCUCUUUUCUAGAUCGACUUUAGAACCGCUAUCACACAGAGCUCCGGUGACAACGCUCACAUUUCGUCCUAUCCUAUACUUUUUGCUUGCCCUCAUCUAUAAUGUAUCUCAUACUGUUGUGAUGGUUUACCAACUAAUCGCACUGAAUGUCGCUGUCAACUCGUACGAUCAUGCCUUGCUCACUUUGCUUGUGUCGAACCAAUUCGUCGAAAUCAAAGGAAGCGUGUUCAAGAAAUUCGAGAAGGAUAACCUCUUUCAGAUUACUUGUGCUGAUAUAGUUGAGCGUUUUUCGCUGGCCCUCAUGCUUACCGUCGUGGCCUUUAGGAAUCUCAUAGAGCUCAGUGGCUCUGAAUUCGACUUUGCCGGGGGAUUUAUAUUGCCGAAGAGUUUUGGUUGGGUCAGAGGCAACAACGUGUUAUGGACAAUUUCCUAUCCUGUCCUAACCGUCAUGGUUUCCGAGAUGCUCGUAGAUUGGCUAAAACAUGCUUUCAUAACCAAGUUUAACCACAUCAGACCCUCGGUGUACGAAAGAUACACCGACGUCUUAUGCCGGGACCUCUCGAGCGGAAGUGCUGUGGGGAGACGAGGUGCACGGAAGCACACUUACGUCGAUCAAGCCCCUCUCGUUGCACGAAGACUUGGUUUUGCCUCCCUUCCCCUGGCGGUCCUUGCUAUUCUCAUUGGCACUCAAUCAAUAAGCCUUCUUCUCUCAUUACCAUCUGAAGGCUCCUCUCGAUCCCUUUCUAACUUGAGCUUGGAAGAGAUUACACGGUGUUUGACCUGGGUGACUAUGGCGAUAUUAUUUUGGCUCUGUUUCGUGGUGAUCAAGGUCAUUAUCGGUGUGAAUCUCGUGAGCUAUGCCACGCGGAGGAGAGCCGGCAUGGAGGCUACAGAGGCGGCUGAUAGGAUAAAUGACUUUGGUAGAGAUCCCAUUGGGGAAGGCAAGGAAGAACAGAUCUACAAUCGAGAGCUGAAAACGUUAUUGGAUAAUAAACGAGACGACGUGGAGACAGGUGGCGGUGACGGCAAGAAAGGAAGAGUCAGGCUGGAAGAUUUGACAAGGUUCACUAUGGUUAAGCGAAUUUGGUGAAAUGUUGUAUCUAUGACUCUGGGUUAUCUUGAAAUCCAGUACAUGAGCUCUA
Molecule: messenger RNA, 2027 nt
Organism: Marasmius oreades (fairy-ring Marasmius)
Lineage: Eukaryota; Fungi; Basidiomycota; Agaricomycetes; Agaricales; Marasmiaceae
Exons: 7
Coding region: 26-1975 (649 amino acids)
Biological process (GO): maintenance of protein localization in endoplasmic reticulum
Cellular component (GO): endoplasmic reticulum membrane
Source: RefSeq, a predicted model, not a curated record